Trifolium pratense (red clover) is the source of this 3299-nucleotide messenger RNA. RefSeq names its product protein STRUBBELIG-RECEPTOR FAMILY 5-like. The transcript is spliced from 16 exons. NCBI's taxonomy places the organism in Eukaryota, Viridiplantae, Streptophyta, Magnoliopsida, Fabales, Fabaceae. Gene Ontology annotation, biological process: protein phosphorylation. The record is from RefSeq and is a predicted model, not a curated record. Gene Ontology annotation, molecular function: protein kinase activity; receptor serine/threonine kinase binding; ATP binding. The coding region runs from base 974 to 3037 and encodes 687 amino acids.
UUUCUAAGUAGUAUACCAUACGUAUUAUAUUAAGAUCGAAAUUAGCUGCGUUGAACUUGUUCUUGGCUCAACUCGGCUAAAAAAGAAUUGGUCGAACUAGAACACUCAAUUUUACUACAAACAUUUUUUUAGUUCGACCUUGAUUUGAUUUAAGCUUGUGAAUAAUUUGGUACACCUUGAUAUCUUGAAUAAAAUUAACCUAAAGAUAAAAUGUUUAAACGAUCAAAUAUGUUCUUUCAACUAAUCUCAUAUCUUAAUAAUAUUUUUUUUCUAAGUACAUAUAUUGUAUAGAAAUGUUUUUUGGACACAAGUCGACAUCAACACCAUAUGUAAAUAUAGUUUCAACUUUUAUACUCAUUGGUUAUAUAUGCGAUUUUCAACUUUUGUCGUUUUUACCUCUUUGUUGGUUUUAACAUUACACACUACAUAAAGACUAAAAUGUAUACAUAGUAUUAUAAUGUAUUGUAUUUUAUCCCUAUUAGCUCAGUUAAUAGGGAUAUCACAUUUUAUUUGUAGGGUCUGGGUUCGAACCCCGAAUGCUCCAUUUAUCCACCUUAAGAGUGAAACUAGACUACACGACAAAAAAAAAUUAACAAUUAAAAUUAAAAAACUUAAGACAAAAGUGCGUCAAAAAAAAAAACAAUAAAAAAUGCUUUACUACUAUAUCUACUACUAUAACCAAAACUAAUCAUGCACAGAAAAAAAGAAAGAAAAAGAAAAGUUUGUAAAUAUGCGGGUUGCAGGCUGGUCCGCAAAAGAGUGAAAGGCUUACAUUCCUUCAAAUAAUACUUGUAUGUCGUCUGCCCUUUUCCCUCCUAAAUUUAGCCAAACACACCAGGAUUCUCUCUGUCUCUUUCUUUUCUUUUCUCUUCUUUCAUUCUAUUCAUUUCAAUGUUGUUCAAUUCUUUUAUCAAUACAACGGGCUCUUUCAGUUUCUUAAUAGAUUUCAUCCUCAAAGAAGAAGAAGAAGAAGAUGCAUCACAACCACAACCUCCAAUGGUUGUGGAUUAUUGCUUUGGUCUCAACCACAACAGUUCAAUGCAAAACCUCCUCCCAGGAUGUUGCAGCCCUUAAUGUGAUGUACACCAGCUUGAAUUCUCCUUCCCAACUCAGUGACUGGAAAUCAAGCGGAGGUGAUCCUUGUGGUGACUCCUGGGAAGGAAUCAAAUGUUCUGGCUCAUCUGUCACCGAAAUAGAUUUAUCUGAUUCCAGACUUACCGGAUCAAUGGGCUACCAGUUGUCAAGCUUAACAUCAGUUACCUACUUUGAUUUGAGCAACAACAACCUCAACGGUCAAAUACCGUAUCAACUCCCUCCAAAUGCUCGUACCAUAGAUCUUUCUAAGAAUGAAUUCAGUGGAAGUAUACCUUAUUCCAUUGGUCAGAUGAAAGACCUCAACUCUCUAAAUCUUGCACAUAAUCAGCUCAAUAACGAGCUGGGAGAUAUGUUUAAGAGCCUCACUAAACUCAAACAAUUGGAUGUAUCAUUCAAUUCACUAUCAGGAAACCUGCCUCAGAGUCUUGAAUCACUCUCAAGCCUCGAGAAGAUACAUCUGCAAAACAAUAAAUUCUCUGGUUCAAUAAAUGUCCUUGCCAACCUUCCACUUGAUGAUGUAAAUGUUGAGAACAACAAAUUUACUGGUUGGAUUCCUGAGGAGUUAAAGGAUAUAGAUAACUUGAAAACUGGAGGAAACUCUUGGUCAACUGGGCCAGCACCACCUCCUCCUCCCGGUACACCUCAUAUCAAGCAUUCCGAGAAAACUGAUGGAAAGUCUAUUGUAACUGGAGUGGUUAUAGCCGGUGUAACUUUUGGUAUCCUGGCCAUAAUCAUAAUCUUUGUUGCUCUUUCUAAAAAAAGGCCAUCUUUACCUUCUUCACGUUUUAUUGAUGAAGAGAGACUUAGCAAGAACAGAUCUUUUACAACGUUUUCAUCGCAGGAGUUGUCUAAAGAUUCAGGAUUUAAAUCAGUGGAUUCCACUUCAAUUGACAUAAAGGCUUUACAAAAAAUUCCAUCAAUUGGUGUUAGGUCAUCAGUCUCUGAUUGUGUACAAGCCUUUAAUGACAAUGAGUUUGUAAAGCGUCUAAAUUCUAGAAGAAGCACAUCAAUCCGAUGUACUCCCUUUUCAUUUGGAGAGUUGCAAAUUGGUACUGCUAACUUUGCUUCAGGUCGACUUCUUGGUGAAGGAUCCAUUGGACCUGUUUAUCGUGCCAAAUAUGCUGACGGAAAGGUAUUCGCUGUAAAAAAAAUCAACCCUUCACUUUUAGAUGGGGGUUCUCCUGAGGAAUUCUCUCAGAUUGUAACAAGUAUCUGCAAACUUCGUCAUCCAAAUAUUGCUGAGGUUGUUGGUUAUUGUUCAGAACAGGAGCACAUGUUAAUAUAUGAUUAUUUCAGAAAUGGUUCUCUACACGAUUUUUUACACUUAUCGGAUGACUUCAGCAAACCACUAACUUGGAACACCAGAGUCAGAAUUGCAUUGGGAACUGCUCGGGCUGUUGAGUACCUACAUGAAAUUUGUUCUCCACCUUUAGUUCACAAGAAUAUCAAAUCCGCCAAUAUUUUGCUUGACACAGAUUUGAGUCCCCGUCUCUCAGACUACGGUUUGGCAUCCUUUCACCAGCGUACUAGCCAAAAUCUCGGGGCAGGAUAUAAUGCACCAGAAUGCACAAAACCAUCAGCCUAUACCUUGAAGAGCGAUGUAUACAGUUUUGGUGUAGUGAUGCUCGAACUUUUGACAGGUCGAAAGCCUCUAGAUAGUUCAAAGCCAAAAGCAGAGCAAUGUCUCGUUCGUUGGGCUACCCCGCAGCUUCAUGACAUAAAUGCUGUGGAAAAAAUGGUAGACCCUGCCUUGCGGGGACUUUACCCUCCUAAAUCACUCUUCGGAUUUGCUGACAUCAUCGCCCUUUGUGUUCAGUCUGAGCCCGAAGUUCGGCCACCUGCAUCAGAGGUGGUUCAGGCAUUGGUGCGAUUAGUUCAGGGUUCAAGUAUAAAAAUGAGAGAGGAUCUUGGUGCUGGACAGAUGGAUGAUUAUGAUGAUUGAGACUGUGGAAACAUCGAUCUUUGCCACCCACAAAGUUCUUAAAAUGGGAAUAUUUGUCCAUACAUACGUAUUAUUAUUCUUUUAAAGUAGUCCUAGGUUGUUCGAGAAAAGUUAGUAUUAGGUAAGAUUUGAGAAAUUUGUAAGUUUUAAAUUAGUAUAUGUUCAAUGUUCUUAUUAAGUAGUUAUCAAGACUAAAAAUUGAAUAUCAAUUAUAGAAGCACUCUUGUUUUUUUUAAUGAAAAGUUUCAUUCUAUAUCCUUAA